Molecule: messenger RNA, 2332 nt
Organism: Saccostrea cuccullata (small rock oyster)
Lineage: Eukaryota; Metazoa; Mollusca; Bivalvia; Ostreida; Ostreidae
Exons: 6
Coding region: 276-2231 (651 amino acids)
Source: RefSeq, a predicted model, not a curated record
UAAAUCACCUUGGGUUAUGCAUUGGUAUCAAGGGGACAAGAAAUUACUUAGAUUGCAUAAGAACAAGCUAUGAUGCUGAAGUGUUCAAGUGGAAAACAAACAUUGCUGACUACUUGCUUGGGCUUCAGUCAGACAGUUCAGUCUCUGGUGCUUAUACAAUUCCAUAUGCUGACAGUGAGGCAACUCUUUCAGUUGAUUCAUUUCCAUCAUCGACAGCAUCGUCCCCUCAGAGACAACACAAAUCACCUGUCAGAAGAGGAUAUGUCCAAGCACUUAUGCAAGAUUCACCAAAGACUCAUUCAGAUGAAGAGUUGUUAAGUUCCAUGAAAAGCACAUCUGAUAUUGAGGAAAGCAUGUCCCUUAGUGAUGCAUCAGUGCCAGAAGGUCGAUGUGGAUUUUCAUUGUGUUUUGAUAAUGUAAAUCAAAGAACCACUGUAAGACAUCAAACCAGAGACAACAAAAACAAGAUGUUUAACAUGGUGCAAGGAUAUGCCGCCCUUGACAGAGUCCCAACUCUCCAUCUCAAUGAUGACCCACCCUCACCAGAAAGUAUCAAGUCCAUUCCAUUGGAUAAAUACCUUCCAUCAGAGAUGGAUGAAAUUGAUCUACGGUUUGAAUUAACCACAAUUGUCAACAGGAUUUUGUGUGAAUAUAUUCCCAUCUUCAAACCUUUGGCCAAUGCUGUAAACAGGCAUAUCCAACAUAGAUACUCAAAGAUUUCUGCAUCAAAAAGUCAACUGGUUCCUAUUGGCGUUCUGGAUAAAGAUGAAAGUCGAGUGUCUGACACCAUCGACAUCCUUGAGGAAUAUCACAAGUAUUUUCCUCUUAAGCCAAAUGGACAACCUUACUCCAUUGUCUUACAUGCAGAUGGCCUGAGCGUUGAAAGGGGAAACAAUGCCCAGAAUGCCAGAAUAAAUGGAAAUACGGCAUGGACUCAAUUGCAAGGCUUACAAAUGAAUAUACAGGAAUGGCACAAACGAUGCCUUUUGCUUCAGGACAUUUUUGAUGAGAUGUAUAAAGGCUCCAGUGGAAGGGAAGUUGGCACCCUCUUUCAGCUGAAAAACUAUUUCAAUCAUCGUAAUGUGACAAGUAAUGUCAAACAGUCAUUUAAUCAUGAUGAAGAGUUUCUGGACUUUACAACAAAUGGAUAUGUUGUACUGGCUGCUAUGCAUGUUCUGAAUAUGCAGGAGUUGGAUGAAAUCCCCAAUUCUUUCCCAGAUACUGAAGACAAACAAAUGCACUUCCUUUAUGAUGUGUCAGGAAAACUUGUGGACAUGGUGUUUCUGUCAACCCGGCCAAACGUUAAACACAUUUUACAAGACCAUGGCAAAGACUCAGAAAUUGACACUGAAUUUUGUGUGUGCAGGACAGAACAUCAAGAUCCAGAAAUGAUAUUCUGUGCAAACAAAGAUUGUAUGUUUGGGGGAUGGUUCCAUUUAGACUGUAUCGGUCUUGAUGAAGAUAGUGUGCCUGAGGGAGACUGGUGGUGUUCAACUGAAUGCAGGAAAUACCAACCAGGAAAGAAAAAGAAAAGUACAGUAGCAGACAACCUAACGGACCAUAAAAAAAGUUACGCUUUAAAAUUAAUGUGGCAUGGGUUGAACCAAAAAGUACGACGUGAUGCACUUCGAGAAAAUGAUGGAAACCGGAUUAUCAUGCAUUGGAGGUUUGACUUGUUAAACUUUUAUGAGCAUAACCAUCCAAAGUACUUCCAUGUUUGUCAUCAACUCUUAUCAGCAAUAAAUGGAGCAGUCAGUCCCAGACUUCAACAUUCUCUGACAUGGAAUAGAACUGUUAAUCCAAAUGGUGGACCUGGGAAAAAUCUGGAAAUGGAUCUGCAAAUGGAGUUCUUUAAUAAAGAAUACAAGGAAAGUGUCAAAGAUGCUGCAGGACAACUGACUGAGGCUACCAUUGCCAGACAUAGCCAGAUGGUGGGUGUUGGAAAGGUGAUUAACAGAGUCUAUGAGAAGCAGGUAGCUUCUGUGCAAAGGCCCACCAUCCAAACAACUAGCCCCCAUUACAGGGAAAAUGACAUCAUAGAUUUUGUCUCCAUGAUGAGUCCAGAAAACAUUUUUACAACAACUCCAGGGAGACAAUUUAAAUCAUUCCCAGAUUUUACACAUAUUUUGUAUAAAAAAAUCUCAGCCAGUGCAUUUAAGAAAAGACUUGUCAGACUGAGGAAAGAAUUAGCAAAGCAUAGGGAAAUUACCAUUCAAAUGCAGAGAAACUGACUGUAACAUGUCAUUAGCACAAUGAACUAGUAUGAUUUAAUUUUCCAUUCUCUCAAACUGUCUUUACAUUGCAGCUUAAAAUGACUUGGUACUGCAAUUUC